Molecule: messenger RNA, 1587 nt
Organism: Cucurbita pepo subsp. pepo (vegetable marrow)
Lineage: Eukaryota; Viridiplantae; Streptophyta; Magnoliopsida; Cucurbitales; Cucurbitaceae
Gene: EDL3
Product: EID1-like 3
Source: RefSeq, a predicted model, not a curated record
ACACGUGGUCUUCUCUCCUCAACUGCUGACGCUUCCUCUGGAUUCUCUUCUCAAUUCCACCAAUCACAUCCCCACGCGUGUCCUCUCCUCCAAUUGGUUCCCCACACGUUUCCUCAGGAUCGCAGGCUAUAAUAAAGUGACCAAUCACCAAAGGGACACGUGUCUGAUUUGAGUGUUCUAUACCCGUAGUAGACUUCAGACAUAUAUUGGAGUGGGUUCUUGUCUUUCGCAAUUGGCAUUGGCCACAUUUUUCUUUUCCCCCAAGACUGAAUAAAAAUGAACGCCAACAGCAACAGGAGGGUCAGACCCUCUCCGUCGCCUCAGGGCUCCGACUCCAACGACUCCGGUAUCCUCAACGAGCGCAUACUUCUCCUCGUAUUUCAAACAAUCAAGUGGGACUUACAGACGCUUUGCAUCACCGCCUCCCUCAAUUGUAAACUUCGAGCCAUAGCCGACAGACUGCUCUGGCGCCAGCUCUGUCUCAAUCGAGCUCCCCGAAUGGUGGCCACAUUGACCACCGGGGCUCCCAAUGCCCGAGUCGGCGGUGGAUGGAACGCGCUCGCCAAGCUAAUGUUCUUCUGCUGCGGCUGCCAGUCCAGCCGCCAUUUCAGGGUCGCCCAGCCCCUGCCCGGACAUUUCGUCCACGAGUCUCGCUUCUCCAAAACCUCAGGCCGAAGCUUUCUCACCAAGAAAUGUCGAGGAGACUUGCUGUACGUGAGCGAUCCCUGUGAGCAUUCCAACGGGAGCGACGAGGAUGAUUUGGGGAUCUACAGAGGGGUAUUUCGGGGAUUUAUGAGAUCGAAGACUAGGGCAUUCUUGAUCAGACGGCAAGUGAGGUUGGAAGAGAGGACCAGAUGCCCAUAUUGUGGGGCUCGGGUGUGGAGUAUGACAUCCGCUCGACUCGUACCCAAAAGCGCGGCUAGGCGGCUUGGGACGCAUGAUGGAGGCCUCGAAUAUUUCGUGUGCGUGAACGGCCAUUUGCAUGGCUCUUGUUGGCUCGUUCCUCUAUCAUCGGAGGAAGACAGGGCUAACAACGAGGAAGAGGAAGAGGAAGAAGAAGAAGAAGAAGAAGAAGAAGAAGAAGAAGAGGAGGAGGAGGAGGCGGCGGCGGAGUGUCACAGAGAAGUUCGUGAGAUUGGGUUUGAAGACCGGACGGUGACAGAUGAAAGCGCGAGCUCCACGGGGGAGGAGAUAGUAGAUAGUCGCGGAGAGGUCCGCGUCCACACCACAGAUUAGAAUGGGAUUUGCAUUUGGGCAGUUCGUAGGCCAAAGCAAAGCGGAGAAGCCGAUCAAAAAAAAAGUUAGAAACUGAUGUAGAAAAUAGGAGGGGGGCUAAGGUAUAAGCAGUAAGGGUGAAGACAGGCAGACUCGAGGAAGCAUGGUGUUGGCUGUUUGGUUUUGGUACGACGCUCAGUGGUCUCCCUUGCAACCUACAAUUCUGUUUCCAACACCAGCGAUUACGAGUAUUCUAAUCACAAUCACUUUUCUUUCUCUUUUUAAAUUAGAGUAGCUUGGACUUUUGCCAUUUAUAUUCUUUUUUUCUCAUUUCAUUUCAUUACAAUGCCCAGUGAGUCAGGGCUUUCCACC